Messenger RNA from Trematomus bernacchii (emerald rockcod), 3626 nucleotides. It is a transcript of the gene ampd2b, whose product is annotated as adenosine monophosphate deaminase 2b. Gene Ontology annotation, molecular function: AMP deaminase activity. Gene Ontology annotation, biological process: AMP metabolic process; IMP salvage. The coding region runs from base 100 to 2580 and encodes 826 amino acids. The transcript has 18 exons. The record is from RefSeq and is a predicted model, not a curated record. Lineage: Eukaryota; Metazoa; Chordata; Actinopteri; Perciformes; Nototheniidae. Gene Ontology annotation, cellular component: cytosol.
CCUCUCUUACUCUGUGUCUCUGUAUCGCUCUGUCCUCCGCAGCUUUGACUCACUCAGCUACGACCAUCCCUGCCACGCUGAGCAGCUGAACCUGGCAUCAUGUCCUCCAACCUUCCCCCAGGACCCGCCGGGGGGGCCAAAAACAAGCCGCUCUCCCCCUUUAGGAAGCGAGGCAGCCUGCAGUAUGCAGCCGGCACAGCUGAUCUCCGCGGUGCCCGCCACCUCCUCACUUCCCAGCAUUCCUUGCCUGGGAUCCCUGUGGCCUUGAAACAGUCCAUCGACCUGCGUACAUCCAUGGACGGGAAGUACAAAGAGAUUGCUGAGGAGCUGUUCUCCCGCACCAUGGCCGAGAGUGAGAUGCGCAGCGCGCCUUAUGAGUUUCCAGAAGACAGCCCCAUCGAGCAGCUGGAGGAGAGACGCCAUCGCCUUGAGCGUCAGAUCAGCCAGGAUGUCAAGUUUGAACCCGAAAUCCUCCUGCGAGCCAAACAGGAGUUCAUGAAGACUGACAGUGCCACAGACCUAGAAUACAUGAUGGAGCAGAGCCAAUUCCCUGAUCUGCAGGAGAGAGAUCCGGUUCCAGAGAGAGAGUACCAGCGAGUCUCUAUUUCUGGAGAGGAGAAAUGUGGGGUUCCCUUCACAGAUCUGUUGGAUGCAGCCAAAUGUGUGGUGAAGGCUCUGUUCAUCAGACAUAAGUACAUGGGUCUGUCGCUGCAGAGUUUCUGCAGGACGACUGCACGCUACCUGCAGGAGCUGAGUGAGAGACCUCUGGACUUAGACUAUGAGGAGGACAUCCCAGAGGCCGGAGGCUAUGCAGAUGGCUCAAUGCACCCAACCAUUUCUAAAACGCACCCCUAUGAGAACCAGGACCCUGCCAGCAUGCCCCCUGAUAUGGGCUACGGCUGCAAGAUGGUGGAUGGUGUCAUGCAUGUGUACACGACGAAGAGCAAUAUGGAAAAGAGCACAGAGCUGGACCUGCCGUACCCCGACCUGCGGGAGUACAUCGGUGACAUGAACGUCAUGAUGGCCCUCAUCAUCAACGGACCAGUAAAGUCCUUCUGCUACCGUCGUCUGCAGUAUCUUAGCUCCAAGUUCCAGAUGCACAUCCUGCUGAAUGAGAUGAAAGAGCUGGCAGAACAGAAAAAAGUCCCACAUCGAGACUUUUACAAUAUCCGUAAGGUAGACACACAUAUUCACGCUUCGUCCUGCAUGAACCAGAAGCACCUUCUGCGCUUCAUCAAAAGGGCGAUGAAGAAGUUUCCGAAGGAGAUUGUGCAUGUGGAAAAAGGAAAGGGUCAGACGCUCAUGGAGGUGUUUGAGAGCAUGAACCUGACGGCCUUUGACCUGAGCGUGGACACUCUGGACAUGCAUGCCGACCGUAACACUUUUCACCGCUUUGACAAGUUCAAUGCCAAAUACAACCCCAUCGGCGAGUCCAUCCUGAGAGAGAUCUUCAUCAAAACAGACAACCACAUUGAGGGGAAAUACUUUGGCCACAUUAUUAAGGAGGUGAUGGCUGACCUGGAGGAGAGCAAGUACCAGAACACAGAGCUCCGGCUCUCCAUCUACGGCCUCUCCAGAGACGAGUGGGACAAGCUGGCCCAGUGGGCUGUCAAACACCUGGUGUACUCCAGCAACGUGCGCUGGCUGGUGCAGGUGCCACGACUCUUUGACGUCUACCACACAAAGAAACAGCUGUGCAACUUCCAAGAGAUGCUGGAGAAUAUAUUUACACCUCUGUUCGAGGUUACAGUCGACCCUGGUAGCCAUCCAGAGCUGCACCUCUUCCUACAGCACGUUGUUGGUUUUGACAGUGUGGACGAUGAGUCAAAACCAGAGCAACAUAUCUUCAACCUGGACAGUCCGCUGCCAGUCAACUGGCGACAGGAGGAAAACCCACCCUACUCCUACUACCUCUACUAUAUGUAUGCAAACAUGACGGUGCUGAAUCACCUGCGCAGACAGCGAGGGUUUCCCACGCUUGUUCUUCGUCCUCAUUGUGGGGAGGCGGGGCCGAUCCAUCACCUGGUGUCUGGUUUCAUGCUGUCAGAGAACAUCUCCCACGGGCUGCUGCUCAGGAAGGCUCCUGUGCUGCAGUAUCUGUACUACCUGGCCCAGAUAGGUAUUGCCAUGUCCCCUCUCAGCAAUAACAGCCUGUUUCUCAGCUACCAUCGCAACCCUCUGCCAGAGUACCUGUCCCGAGGCCUCGUGAUCUCUCUGUCCACAGACGACCCUCUGCAGUUCCACUUCACAAAGGAGCCCUUGAUGGAAGAGUACAGCAUUGCCGCUCAGGUGUGGAAGCUGAGCUCCUGCGACAUGUGUGAGCUUGCCAGAAACAGCGUGCUGAUGAGCGGAUUCUCUCAAAAGGUGAAGAGAUCCUGGCUCGGCCCACAUCACCGCAAGGAGGGGCAGGAGUGUAAUGACAUCCGGCGCACCAACGUUCCUGACAUCCGCGUGGCGUACCGCUAUGAGACCAUGUGUGAGGAGCUGAAUUUAAUCACACAGGCCAUCCGCACAGACGAGCUGGAGACCAUCGAGGAGGAGGGCAGUCUGUGCAUGGGAGCAGUGCAGGGAAGCAAGUGAACAUGCAGCACAACAGAGACACAUUUCUCACUACAUUCCCUGUCUUUACAUCAGCACUUCAACAUAUCUGUGAAAAAGGAAAGCAUUGUUACAAGAAGAUUAUGAACGUUGCUACUGUGGCAGUAUGAGAGGACCUACAAUCUGUGUACCCAACAUGUUUACUUCCUUUAGCGUCCUGUGUCAUUCUAUAUUUUACUUGUCACAAUUAUUUCACAAUGUCUCUUAAUGUAUUUCCAAUUUAAUUAUUAUAUUUUGUCAGAGUUUCUGAACUUCCUGUAGCCAGCAUUGAUUAAUAAUAAUUUAAUUCAAGAUUUACCAGGUUUUGCAACAACAUUUGUUUUGACAUGUGAUGCAAAACAUUAGUAAAGAAUAUGUAUGUUUAGGUCAAGUUAGAUUCACAAUGCAUGAAUUUGGCUGGUUGACAUGUUGAAGUGUUACUUCUCACAGGACAAUAGAAAAAUCCUCCAUAUUCCUUCCUAAUGGUAAUGAUUGUAAGACAUAUUUCCCACAGGUGUUCUGUGUCAUAUUGCAGUUUGGGUUUUGUUUUUACAGUCUCUACAGUUAUUCAGUACAGUUGCAUGAUGGCAAGCCAAUAUGUGUUCCUGUGCAGUAUUGCUACUCAUUUGUAGCUUCUUAUUAUACUCUGAUUUUGUGACAUUGUUUCUGCUUUCAAUAUAUACAGUAACUCUGAUUUAAUACCAUUAUGUCCUUUACAUGUACACGGAUAUUCUAAAAUGCAUACAUUUAUGAGUCAUAGUACAGUAAUUUAUGCAUGAUAUGUUCCUUCAGUUUUCAUUCAUGCAUGAGACCAACAGUGCAAUUCAUGAUAAAAACAUUAUUUUGGGGAGAAUUGAAAGUUGUCUAACUUGACAAACCCUUUUUUACCUCCUGCCUUCAGUUGUUGUCAUGAUGUUAUUUGUAGGGGUCUCUGGUUGCUAUUGUAAGCACUACAGUAUGUGUCCCUCCCAGAGAAAUAUAUGUGAUGUUUGUGGAAUAUUAUUUUAAUGCAUUUGUGUCUAAGAAAAAUAAAUGUUGUUCACACUGGA